This is a messenger RNA of Sinocyclocheilus grahami, 1071 nucleotides long. RefSeq names its product collagen alpha-1(IX) chain-like. The transcript has 8 exons. Lineage: Eukaryota; Metazoa; Chordata; Actinopteri; Cypriniformes; Cyprinidae. Bases 1 to 1071 code for a protein of 356 amino acids. The record is from RefSeq and is a predicted model, not a curated record.
AUGUGUCCAAAAGGUUUGGCAUCUCCUGCACAGGUCGUCUUCAGUCAGAGAGGCCUGUGGGCACCACUGAAGACGGACUGGAGGGGGACGACACAUCUCUGGGCCAAAGGACAAAACUUCUGCAUCCAUUCAGACUCCCACAUCCACGCUGAGGGACAGAAACAUGGCUCCUCACUUCAGCAGCAUGAGCAGGAGUCGGGUCUGGCGACGGACGUUGGCAAGAUGUUUAACACGUUUGAUUGUCUUCAUGUUGCUCUGUGCACCAGCUUUCGCUCAUUAGAUGGUGACACGGUGUGCCCAACCAUGAAGAAUGGACAAGAUGACCUUCCAGGGUUUGAUCUGAUCACGCAGUUUCAGUUGGAUGUCAUUCCCAUGAGGAGCGUUAGAAAAGUAGAAGGAUCCACACCCCUCCAGGUGGCAUACAGACUCGACCGAGAGGCCAACUUCCAGAUCCCAACCAGGCUGAACUUUCCAAGGGGCUUCCCAGAUGAGUACUCCUUCAUGACCACCUUCCGCAUGAUCAAGAACACUGUCAACAAGGUGUGGAACAUCUGGCAGGUAGUGGAGGAAGACGGUUUAAAGCAGGCAGGUAUGCGUCUGAAUGGAGACCAACAGGCCCUGGAGUUCUUCCUCACCACUAUGGAGGGAGAUGUGCAGACCGUCACCUUCCCAGGCCUUUACGACCUCUUCAACACUAAAUGGCACAAAGUGAUGGUUGGUGUGGAGAAAGAGCUGGUGACACUGUAUGUGGACUGUCACCCUGUGGACCAGAAACCCAUCAAAAGGAAGGGCUAUGUCAACACGGAAGGAGACACACUGAUCGGAAGAUUGGAUUCUGAUCCCAACACCUCUGUAGUGUUUGAGUUGCAGUGGAUGCUGAUUCACUGUGACCCAAAGAGAGCUCACAGAGAAAGCUGUAACGAACUUCCUCAGUCUGAGAUGUAUGCCAAUGCUGAGCCGGAUCCCAAGCCGAUCCCUGGUCCCCCCGGUCCUGAGGGUCCUGAGGGGCCUCGUGGACCCCAUGGAGAACCUGGCAGAGACGGGAGAGAUGCAAGUCUUUCUGCUCAUUAA